AGCGGUAGCUGGCUAGAAUUCCCUGUUUCACCCUUUCUGUGUCAUUUCAGCCUUGUACAAGUAGGGCACUGCAUGGCAGCGGGGCGGAUAGGGAGACGAGGGAACCCCCGUACGUUGCCUCACUCCUGAUCAACUUACAACCUUACCAAGCUUGGUGUGCGUGAGUGUGUGUCUCGUCUUUCGUUCGGUGCGCCCAUCAACAUGGCUUGGACUGAACUAUAGCGCACAUCCAGGACUACCAAAAAGGAUACUAGAGUAGGCUACACUACCCAUUAAAAACAAUCGGUGUGUAUUUUACUGAAAACACUGAUCAAGAAGAAAGAGCCAAAUACUCACUGAUGAGGCAGCCAUCAAGUGACUUUGAAAUGGCUCUAAGCGGCACCCUGUUACCUUCUAUAUCCACAUUUGCCAACGGCCCGACUGUCAAGAACAAAUCCAUGGGUCCUGCAAAUUUAAGAUGGAAAGAGGAGCUGGCUCAUCUUAAGAGGCCGAGUGUUCCGACAGGCAGCAGUUGCACCGAACAGGACCUGGUCUCCAUGAUGAUGGCCAAGAAAGAUCCGGAAACUGACCUGGACCUGUUGGACUACGACUUCAUCCUCUCCAACACCAUGCUACAACAACAGCAACAACAACAACAACAACAUCAACAACAGGAAGCCAUAGUGGGGGGACCCCAGGCCCUCUCCCCCUCCCCCAGCUCUUACUCCUCCUCCUACCCCCUGCCCUCCCCUCAGGAUCCAGACCUCCUCUACACCAUCCCUGACAUCAGUGACGUCUCGCCCUCUGGGGGCUUCGUGGCCGAGCUGAUGAGGCCGGAGCUGGACCCUGCCUAUCUCCACGCCGCCACCAGCCUCCAAGGGAAGUUUGUGUUGAAGACCACCCUGGACAUGGGGGACUAUAGCCAGGGCGUGGGCGUGGGCGUGAGCGUGAGCAAGGCCGCCGGCACGCCGGCUACGGACUUGCCCUUUGUCUGUCCCCGGAUCAAGCACGAGACCCCCAGCACCUGCACCAUCACCCAGCCCAUGGACCUCCACCUGGGGCUGAACUCUCACUCACACUCCCAGCCUCGGGGCGGACCUAGGCCCCUCCUGGACCCUCACGGCUACUCACCAUCAGGGCGGCCCUUGGGGAGCAACCGGCCAGCCACCUCCCCUUUGUCCACGGAGCACCCAUUGGGCAGGGACCUCCAGCACCCCUCCAGCCAGGGACUGAACCACCCCCAGUUGUCUCUGCCCACCUCGGGGUAUCACCAUCACCCAUCCCCUGGCUACGCCCCCUUCCCCCAGCCUCCGUCCAUGCAGUACCAAGAACUGAUGACCCCUGGACCAGAGUGUUUGCCGGAGGAGCCCAAGCCCAAGCGCGGCCGGCGCUCCUGGCCGAGGAAGCGCAUCGCCACACACACGUGUGACUACGCAGGCUGUGGGAAGACCUACACCAAGAGCUCUCACCUCAAGGCUCACCACCGCACACACACAGGAGAGAAGCCUUAUCACUGCGACUGGGAAGGUUGCGGCUGGAAGUUUGCCCGUUCGGACGAGCUGACGCGUCACUACAGGAAGCACACGGGCCAUCGGCCCUUCCAGUGUCAGAAGUGCGACCGGGCCUUCUCUCGCUCCGACCACCUGGCGCUGCACAUGAAGAGGCACUUAUGAGACGAGCCGGAAGCCGCCGACGAAAAGACUUGGGAGCUAUAGACUUACGAUCUGAACCUGAACAAACCAAACUGUUUUGAGAAAACCGUACUGCCUUCAGCCACUGUCAGGCUAUAAGACAAGCUGUGUGGUUCAUCACAGCAGCGAGAGCCCAGUCAGAGCCGCCAUCAUGGACACCUGUGACUCCUCCUCCGACGGCUGUUCCUCCCCCAGCGUGUUGGGGGAUCGGACCACAGUCUUCAGUAACCUCGGCAACCUCUUAUUCCUCUCUCGGGACCAAAACUGGAAGUAAUUGUAUCGACAAAACUUGGGAGGACCAGGUGCCAAUGUAUGACUGGAAUUGUAUUAGCUUCAGGGAGACGAGAUACACAGAACACACACACCUAGCAUCAUCUCAGAGGCCUUCAAUCUUAUCAGCAACAUUCCAUUUGUUUGUUUCCCAGUCAACCAAAACACUGUUAAACAUACUGUAUUAGAAAUGUACGUUUAUAACACCACUAUAAAAGCCAUGGACGUCAGGUACCAAUUAAUUUAUAUGUUACAAGAUGGUGCUUUCAUUGAUGGUGUAUUCAAAGGUACCAAAGAUUAGAAAUCAAUUGAAUGAAUAGGUAAAACAUGUUUGAAGUGCCAUAUAUUUUGUCUGUUUAGUUUCUAUGGAGACCUUUUAUUGAACAAUUUGACGUAAAAAUCAGGAAAAUAAUUCUCUGCAUGUUAACGGUGAUGGCAAUCUACAAUGCACUGUGGUCGCAAAGUGCAAUAAUUUAUAUAAGACAUUCAUAUUUUUUUAAAGAAAUUGGUAACUCUGAACAAAGUCUUUUUGUUUAUAGUUAAAAUAUGUAAUAUAAUCUUAAGUUUGUACAAUUGUAAAUAAAAUGCUUUCUUAUUGUUUUGUAUUUUACAAUAUAAAAAAAUAAAUGUAUUUGAAAUUAGAUUUUA
Molecule: messenger RNA, 2588 nt
Organism: Hypomesus transpacificus
Lineage: Eukaryota; Metazoa; Chordata; Actinopteri; Osmeriformes; Osmeridae
Gene: klf4
Product: Kruppel-like factor 4
Exons: 5
Coding region: 339-1652 (437 amino acids)
Biological process (GO): regulation of transcription by RNA polymerase II
Molecular function (GO): RNA polymerase II cis-regulatory region sequence-specific DNA binding; DNA-binding transcription factor activity, RNA polymerase II-specific
Source: RefSeq, a predicted model, not a curated record